CGUCGCGUCAUAAUGGGCCGCUCAUGCACGGGCUCUUCACGGACGCGGAGACCGGACGAGUCACAUACGCGCUGAGUCUGUCGGACAGCUGCCUGACGGUCCAGAGGAUCACCUCUCCCGCUUCAUCAUCCCGGGACACUGAGCGUCUGGACUUGCGUGACUGCCUUGGGAGCCGCGCGCACCGCGGAGAGGACCACAGCGCGUACCUGUGCGCGUAUUUCUACCCGUACCGGCGCCGGUGGAUGGGUUGGGGUCCGGUCCGGCAGAGAGAGGAGCGGCGCUUUCGCCUCGCGCUCGACGCGAAUGAUGAUAACGAUGAUGAUGAUGAUGAUGUGCGCGACUCGAACCUGCGCGAGGCGGAGCGGUGGGCGCGCGCCUUCCAAAAUAACAGCGCGCGUUGCACCGGACACACACACGGUGUGUUGUUCUCUGAGAUACGUCAUUCAUGUGGCAUGAUGGUAUUGGUCAAUCCUCAAAGUGGGCGGGGCCAAGCAAUGGCUCUAUACAACGGGCACGUUCAACGCAUGCUAACCGAGGCAGAUAUACCUCAUACACUCGUCAUAACAGAACGUCAGAAUCACGCUCGAGAUAUUGUGAGGAGCGCCGACCUGACGCAGUGGAGCGCUGUGGUUAUUCUCUCUGGAGACGGACUGCUCUUUGAGGUGGUGAACGGUCUAAUGGACAGAGAGGAUUGGGAAAAGGCCAUUCAAACUCCAGUGGGAAUUCUGCCCGGAGGUUCAGGGAAUGCGCUGGCUGCGUCUGUACAUCACUACACACGGGCGUCUCCGGUGUGGGGUGAAGAUCUGUUGCUCAGCUGUGGGUUUUUACUCUGCAAGGGUCUGACCUCCAAACUGGACCUUAUCUCCAUCCAAUUGUCCUCUGGCCUUCAUCUGUUCUCCUUCCUUGCACUCGCCUGGGGCUUCAUAGCUGAUGUAGACAUCGAGAGUGAGCAGUUCCGACAAAUAGGAGCGUAUCGCUUUUUACUGAGCACGCUGGUCCGAAUCGCCUCGCUACGGAUCUACCAGGGCAAACUGGCGUACCUCCCUGUUGAAGGCGAGUCGGAGUCUAAGGCAGCGUCUUCUACUACCCCUGGUUCCUCAUUGCAAACACAGCAGACUCUUGAUAAUCAAACGCCUAACAACUGCACUGAGUGUAGUAAUGCUGAACAAACCUCAACGGACUCAGUUGACCAAUUAGUUGACCAUCUUCUCGUACCCCUGGACCAGCCCGUCCCUCAAGAGUGGACGGUUGUUGAAGAGCAAGACUUCGUCCUGGUAAUAGCCAUGUUCCAGUCGCACCUGGGCGAGGAUCUGCUGGUGGCUCCGGACGCUCGUGCAGACGACGGAUUGAUUCACCUGUUCUACGUGACGGCCGGUAUCUCUCGCCCGACUCUACUCAGACUGUUCCGGGCCAUGCAGAGCGGCACACACCUGGACUUUGGUUGCCCGCACCUGGUGUACCGGCGGGCGAGAGCUCUGAGACUGGAGCCGUUGUCCCGGCCGGGCGUCAUCACGGUGGACGGAGAACAGGUGGAAUAUGGGCCCAUACAAGCACAGGUGCAUAGAGGAGUGGCCAGACUCAUUGCUGGAUGACCUUUGACCUUAUAGCACAGUUUACAGCUCAACCUCAGUUGAGUAACUUAUUUUAAGUGAUUGUUUUAAAUACCUUUAAACGAAGCACUAUAGAACAGCACAAUCUGACUGGUUGGGGUUAAACUUGAAUUCAAUGUGUGUCUUUUAAAUUUUUUUAUUAUGAAUUGUACUUGGGUUAAUCUCACGAAGACAUGUCCAGGUCACAUUUCUCCACAAAAUCAACAGAGAAAAAAAUGACAAAUUAUACGGUAACAAUUUACAGUAAGGUUGUGUUUGUUAACAUGAACUAACAAUGAGCAAUACUUUUA
Messenger RNA from Myxocyprinus asiaticus (Chinese sucker), 1900 nucleotides. Its product is annotated as sphingosine kinase 1-like. NCBI's taxonomy places the organism in Eukaryota, Metazoa, Chordata, Actinopteri, Cypriniformes, Catostomidae. Gene Ontology annotation, cellular component: membrane; cytoplasm; intracellular membrane-bounded organelle. The record is from RefSeq and is a predicted model, not a curated record. Gene Ontology annotation, biological process: negative regulation of apoptotic process; cellular response to growth factor stimulus; sphingosine biosynthetic process. The coding region runs from base 24 to 1592 and encodes 522 amino acids. The transcript has 5 exons.